Messenger RNA from Chaetomium fimeti, 1255 nucleotides. Its product is annotated as Malate/L-lactate dehydrogenase. The transcript is spliced from 2 exons. NCBI's taxonomy places the organism in Eukaryota, Fungi, Ascomycota, Sordariomycetes, Sordariales, Chaetomiaceae. Gene Ontology annotation, molecular function: oxidoreductase activity. The record is from RefSeq and is a predicted model, not a curated record. The coding region runs from base 139 to 1200 and encodes 353 amino acids.
CGAAGAGGGAGACCCUAACCCUUAUUAUGUCCGGGCUGACUUCCCCAAUUGAACUCUCACCAUCAACUCCACAACGGAACCCCUCUGAUCGAGGAGAACUCAACAGUUUCAACAAUUGAACCACCCGUAAUUUUCACAAUGGCUCAAGAGGAGACCAAAACCACCAUAAAGCAUACAGCUGCGGAGGAAUUCGUGGUUGCCCUCCUCGAAGCAUCCGGAGUGUCCCCAAAGAACGCCAAGACCGUUGCUCUCGGGCUCGUGCAGGCAGACCUACGCGGCGUUGAGAGUCAUGGUAUCAACCGGAUUCCAUCAUAUUUGGCGCGGAUUCGAAAUGGAGUGCUAGAUCCCAAGGCCGAGCCGGCCCUCAAGCAGGUCACACCUGUAGUUGCUCAGGUCGAUGGUAACAACGGCUUUGGCUUCCCCGCGGCGCACCUAGCCAUGGACACAGCCAUAACCAUGGCUCAAACCUUCGGUAUCGGCAUGGUGAGUGUCAAGCACAGCAACCACUUCGGCAUGUCGGCCUGGAUUGUCCGCCAAGCCGCCGAUGCCGGCAUGAUGAGCCUCGUCUUCACCAACUCCUCUCCCGCUCUGCCCGUCUGGGGUGGCAAGUCCCAGUUGAUGGGCGUUUCUCCCAUUGCCUGCGGAGCCCCUGGCGGCGAGAACUCGAUCCCCUUUAUUUUGGACAUGGCGCCCUCGGUCGCCGCUCGGGGGAAGAUUUACAAGGCUCUUCGGCGGGGUGAGAAGAUCCCGCAGGACUGGGCGUUGGACGAAGACGGGAAACCGACAGAUGACCCCGAGAAAGCUCUGAAAGGAGUCAUGCUGCCCAUGGGCGGCCCGAAGGGCUCGGCGUUGGCGAUUAUGAUGGACGUGUUCUCCGGCGUGUUGUCUGGGUCCGCGUUUGCCGGGGGCGUUACGGGGCCUUACGACAUGUCAAAGCCCGGGGAUGUUGGUCACUUCAUCAUUGCCAUAAAGCCGGAUCUCUUUGUGAGCCUCGAUGAGUUCAGACAGCGGAUGGAUGUGCUGUACCAGCGCGUCACGGGGUCGGAUAGGAUGGAGGGGGUGGAGAGGAUAUACUUGCCUGGGGAAAUUGAGCAGCUGACCGAGAAAAGGAGACUCGAAGAAGGUAUCCCUUUCGUGCAGGCUGAGAUCGAUGCCCUGAACAGAGAAGCGGAGAAACUGGGUGUUGCAAAGCUUCAGUAGACCUUCUAGGUUUCCAGGGCUGGGUCAACAGAGAACGUAGCGAUAGACCAUUUCG